AUGAUAAUCGAUCCACCUGUAGCAAACUGUUCAGGCAGCGGUAACAAUAACUUGACUGUGAAUGUGACGGCCACCAUCCAAAAUAGCACGGAGAGUUACAACGUUUCGUGGGGAAAGGUGCUAAGUGACAAACCCAAAAUAGAGUCGGGAAAGUUUUGCACUUGUGAAGGGAUUUGGCCAAAUACCCCAAAUGGAAGUACAGUGAUUAAUCAGUGUGAAAAUGGCAAGACUGGUUACAAGUCUCGUACUUGUGGUGAUGAGGCCGAGUGGCAGAUGGAGUACUCCUCCUGCAUCAGCGAUGAGUUGAAGAAAGUUCUAACUGCAGCAGAGGUCUUCAAGGCGGGCAUAGGGGCUACACAGGAAGCAGCCAUGUCGAUCUUUCAAGCACUUAAGAACACCACUACAUCUAAAUCCAGUAACAACCCUGCUGGUAUCAAUGCUUCUAUCAGCAUAAUAGAUAUAAUGGCCACUGGAUCAAAAAACAUCCCCUUGAAGGAAGAAGUCUUUGAUGAUUUUCUCACAGCAGCCAGCAAUUUAUUGGCAAACAACUGGACCGGGGUCAACUCAUCUAUCAAAUAUGACAUGUCAUCACGAUACCUUUUGAGUGUGGAGAAUCUGGUGAAGAACAUCCAAGUGAUCAACACUUUGAAUAUCUCCAAACCAAACUUGGACCUCAAAGUCUCCAACGGGGACCGUACAAUCUCUGUGUUUAAUGCCACUGUUAAACUCACAGAGACUGGCGGACAGUUCAAAACUGUUGGUGUGAGAAAUCUGAUGGAUAAAUUAAAUAACAGUUUUAAACCAACAUCAACAGUUCCGCAUAACCUUUUACUAAUAGUCACAAAGAACGGCAGUUCGUCUACCGAGAUUACAAUGAACUUCCCCAUCAAGAAGCUGAACGACACACAAAGACAACACUGUGUCUUCUGGGACACCAAUAAAACGGACUGGUCAGACACAGGUUGCAGAGUUGAACGUGAUAGUAAUCACACACUCUGCAAGUGCAACCACCUGACUUCAUUCGCUGUCCUCAUGUCCAAGUCAGAUACACCUAAUGUCGACCUAGAUACCAUUACCUAUGUUGGCCUGGCAGUGUCCAUCUGCUCUCUGGUGAUCCUCCUCAUCAUUGAGGCUCUCGUGUGGUCUGUUGUAGUCAAGACUGAUCUCUCAUAUUUCCGUCACACAGCACUGGUGAACAUCGCCGUGUUCCUCUUGCUCGCUGACUGCAGUUUUUUGGCAUCUAUGUCACCUGAGAAUCUCAGUGCUCACUGGUGCUUAAUUUUAACCAUAUGCAAACACCUAUUUUAUUUGGCCAUGUUCAGCUGGAUGCUGUGCAUGAGCGUCAUGCUCAUCCACCGGCUCAUCUUUGUCUUCAGCCCGCUAAGGAAAAGAGUCUUCAUGUUCCUAUCCAGUAUCGUAGGCUACGGUUGCCCAGUUCUCAUUGUGGGAUUUAGCUUUGUGUAUUGCAGAUACAACGAGAAGGACUACUAUAACAAGGACACAUGCUGGCUAGUUUUUGAUGGAACCUUGAAGGGCUCAUUGUAUGCUUUCCUUCUCCCUGUGGGAACUGUUAUUUUCACAAAUCUUUUUUCCAUGGCGGUUGUCAUUUUUACUCUGUUGAAGUCCUCCGCCCCUGAUGGCAGCAAGUCGGAUGAGAAGGAGACAUUAAAGAGCAUCGUUAAAGUGGUGGUCUUUCUAACACCAGUUUUUGGAGUAACAUGGGUUAUUGGCUUCUUUCUGCAAAUAUUCGAUAAGGACGACGAGGAAUACCCUUUUCUUGAAUACAGUUUCACCAUCCUCAAUUCCUUCCAGGGCUUUUUCGUGAUGUUAACAGGGGUAUUUGCAGAGCCAAAGGUGCGUCAAGAACUGUUAAAGCGAAUGGUAGGUGAUAAAGGAAAAUAUGACACCAUGAAGAAUUCAACCUCAGCCUCAAACACAAAAGAAAGAUAA
Limanda limanda (common dab) is the source of this 1950-nucleotide messenger RNA. Its product is annotated as adhesion G-protein coupled receptor F3-like. The record is from RefSeq and is a predicted model, not a curated record. Gene Ontology annotation, cellular component: membrane. NCBI's taxonomy places the organism in Eukaryota, Metazoa, Chordata, Actinopteri, Pleuronectiformes, Pleuronectidae. The transcript has 7 exons. Gene Ontology annotation, molecular function: G protein-coupled receptor activity. The coding region runs from base 1 to 1950 and encodes 649 amino acids. Gene Ontology annotation, biological process: G protein-coupled receptor signaling pathway; cell surface receptor signaling pathway.